Molecule: messenger RNA, 219 nt
Organism: Clonostachys rhizophaga
Lineage: Eukaryota; Fungi; Ascomycota; Sordariomycetes; Hypocreales; Bionectriaceae
Source: the annotation of a GenBank genome assembly
AUGGCCGAGUCAUUGGCUACGGCCCAAAGUCUUCAAGCUGUAAUAAAGAGAACUGGAUCACGGCCAAGCCUUUUGGAAUAUUUGCUCAAUGCGUACGUAUGGCUCCUCUUCGCGCUCGUCGGAAAGAUUCAGCUGACUGGACUAUUUUUUCAGGGUGCUACACUCAAGAACUUUUGUCUUCUUUCAGUCGAUGAGAUUGACCAGAUGGUGGAACGGUAG